This is a messenger RNA of Aspergillus sclerotioniger CBS 115572, 1438 nucleotides long. Its product is annotated as Zn(II)2Cys6 transcription factor. Gene Ontology annotation, cellular component: chromatin. Gene Ontology annotation, biological process: regulation of transcription by RNA polymerase II; DNA-templated transcription. The record is from RefSeq and is a predicted model, not a curated record. The transcript has 3 exons. Gene Ontology annotation, molecular function: DNA-binding transcription factor activity, RNA polymerase II-specific; RNA polymerase II cis-regulatory region sequence-specific DNA binding; zinc ion binding. The coding region runs from base 195 to 1412 and encodes 405 amino acids. Lineage: Eukaryota; Fungi; Ascomycota; Eurotiomycetes; Eurotiales; Aspergillaceae.
CACGGCGGUUUCGUGCGACACUCGUCCGUUGCUUGACGUAUUUUAUCCUGCUUGCUGACUCUGCUGUGACAUCUCAAUCACUUUGCCACCUCCGAGCAUCCCACCGGGAUGACAAAUAACCGCCCCACCUGGUUGGAUCCUCUUCAAGCCCCGAUUUUCACCAGUUUUCGGGGGAUGUGAAGCAACAAGAGAAGAUGACUCCCUCACGAGCCCCCCAACAUGAAUUCUCCUGUCACUUUGCCGGCUGCACCUCCAGCUUCCAACGCAAAGAACAUCUCAACCGUCACGAAGCCCAACAUACCCGCGCAUUGGCCCGGGCAUGUCCGCGCUGCGGCCGCACAUUUUCUCGGAGUGAUUCACUCGGUCGUCAUAUCCGUCGCGACCACAGCUUGCAGGCACCUCCUGGUUUCCUAACAGUAACAGGACGAGCAUCCCGAGCCUGUCAACGGUGUCGCGUCACCAAAACCCGCUGCAGCGGAGGGUCGCCUUGCAAUCGAUGUCGCACCCAGGAACAUCCCUGUGUUUACGACUCUCAGAGACAACGACACGAAGAAACACAAGAAGAUCAAACGCAGGCGCACACGCCCUCUUUAUUUCCUACCACUCAAGAAGACUCCAUCGCUCGUAUCACCCCGUACAUCGACCUAUACUUCACCCACUUUCAUCCUCACUGGCCUCUCCUGCAUCGAGCAACCUUCAGUCCUCCCCAUGAGCCACUCUUGGUCCUGCAAGUCGUCGCCAUGAUCGGAUUAUGGUUCAGCGACAAGCCCUCAGCUAAAGGUGUGGCAAUCGAUAUUCAUCGAAAGCUGGGGCCUUCGAUUCUAGCACAGCAGGAUAAAUGGACAUGUACUCUCCCUUUCAAAAGCGAAGAAACAACCGACAACAACGAGGGGAAUCAGGUCUUUUCACAAUGUCCCGUAGCCACAUACCAGGCAAUCCUCUUAUAUCUGAUCUUCUCCCUGAUGCAAAGCAGCAGCUCCCGCCCUCUCCCACCGCGUGAUCGCCACAUCCUCUCCGCCCUCAUAGAUACCUGUCUUCGUAACCGCGUCUUCUAUUACCCGCGGAUGGUAUCGCGAUACCAGGCCAUCGACUCCGUCGCUUGUAUAUGGGUAGGGGUAGAAGAGCUCAAACGCCUCGGGCUGGCCAUGUACAAGGUCUCGCGACUCUGUGGGAGGAACCUGGUGGUUGAAGAGAGUGAGGGAGCGGUCUUGCGGCUUACCGAUCUGCAGUUCCCAAUGCCGGAUAGUCGGCAUCUCUGGGAAGCGCAGUCGAAUCUCGAGUUGGCUUGUCUGUUGCAGAUGGAGGCGAGCUACCGAGGUGUACGGCCGGACAGCCGCGACGAGGGAAGUUGGAUCUCGACGAGCGGGGAGCUCUUAGAUGAUGGGGUGGAGAGCUGGUGGAUGUGUGAUUAAAUGACAUGAAUUGUCUGUCGGGGUUA